CCGCUCCCCGCCCUCUUCCCGGCCCGGGGCGCCGGCCCACCCUUCCCUCCGCCGCCCCCCGGCCGCGGGGAGGACAUGGCCGCGCACAGGCCGGUGGAAUGGGUCCAGGCCGUGGUCAGCCGCUUCGACGAGCAGCUUCCAAUAAAAACAGGACAACAGAACACACAUACCAAAGUCAGUACUGAGCACAACAAGGAAUGUCUAAUCAAUAUUUCCAAAUACAAGUUUUCUUUGGUUAUAAGCGGCCUCACUACUAUCUUAAAGAAUGUUAACAAUAUGAGAAUAUUUGGAGAAGCUGCUGAAAAAAAUUUAUAUCUCUCUCAGUUGAUUAUAUUGGAUACACUGGAAAAAUGUCUUGCUGGGCAACCAAAGGACACAAUGAGAUUAGAUGAAACGAUGCUGGUCAAACAGUUGCUGCCAGAAAUCUGCCAUUUUCUUCACACCUGUCGUGAAGGAAACCAGCAUGCAGCUGAACUUCGGAAUUCUGCCUCUGGAGUUUUAUUUUCUCUCAGCUGCAACAACUUCAAUGCAGUCUUUAGUCGCAUUUCUACCAGGUUACAGGAAUUAACUGUUUGUUCAGAAGACAAUGUUGAUGUCCAUGAUAUAGAAUUGUUACAGUAUAUAAAUGUGGAUUGUGCAAAGUUAAAACGACUCCUGAAGGAAACCGCAUUUAAAUUUAAAGCCCUAAAGAAGGUUGCACAGUUAGCAGUUAUAAAUAGCCUGGAAAAGGCAUUUUGGAACUGGGUAGAAAAUUAUCCAGAUGAAUUUACAAAACUGUACCAGAUUCCACAGACUGAUAUGGCUGAAUGUGCAGAAAAGCUAUUUGACUUGGUGGAUGGCUUUGCUGAAAGCACCAAACGCAAAGCAGCAGUUUGGCCACUACAAAUCAUUCUCCUUAUCUUGUGUCCAGAAAUAAUCCAGGAUAUAUCCAAGGAUGUGGUUGAUGAAAAUAACAUGAAUAAGAAGUUGUUUCUGGACAGUCUACGAAAAGCCCUUGCUGGCCAUGGAGGAAGUAGGCAGCUGACAGAAAGUGCUGCAAUUGCCUGUGUCAAACUGUGUAAAGCAAGUACUUACAUCAAUUGGGAAGAUAACUCUGUCAUUUUCCUACUAGUUCAGUCCAUGGUGGUUGAUCUUAAGAACCUGCUUUUUAAUCCAAGUAAGCCAUUCUCAAGAGGCAGUCAGCCUGCAGAUGUGGAUCUAAUGAUUGACUGCCUUGUUUCUUGCUUUCGUAUAAGCCCUCACAACAACCAACACUUUAAGAUCUGCCUGGCUCAGAAUUCACCUUCUACAUUUCACUAUGUGCUGGUAAAUUCACUCCAUCGAAUCAUCACCAAUAGCACUUUCAAGCAUGGACUUGGCACUGCUUCGGCAUUGGAUUGGUGGCCUAAGAUUGAUGCUGUGUAUUGUCACUCAGUUGAACUUCGAAAUAUGUUUGGUGAGACACUUCAUAAAGCAGUGCAAGGUUGCGGAGCACACCCAGCAAUACGAAUGGCACCGAUGCCAACCAGUCACUGUUUUGCAUGGCAGUGGGCUUCUGUGGCUAGUCUUACAUUUAAAGAAAAAGUAACAAGCCUUAAAUUUAAAGAAAAACCUACAGACCUGGAGACAAGAAGCUAUAAGUAUCUUCUCUUGUCCAUGGUGAAACUAAUUCAUGCAGAUCCAAAGCUCUUGCUUUGUAAUCCAAGAAAACAAGGACCUGAAACCCAAGGCAGUACAGCAGAAUUAAUUACAGGGCUUGUCCAACUAGUCCCUCAGUCGCACAUGCCAGAGAUCGCUCAGGAAGCAAUGGAGGCUCUGCUGGUUCUUCAUCAGUUAGAUAGCAUUGACUUGUGGAAUCCUGAUGCUCCUGUAGAAACAUUUUGGGAGAUUAGCUCACAAAUGCUUUUUUACAUCUGCAAGAAAUUAACUAGUCAUCAAAUGCUUAGUAGCACAGAAAUUCUCAAGUGGUUGCGGGAAAUUUUGAUCUGCAGGAAUAAAUUUCUUCUUAAAAAUAAGCAGGCAGAUAGAAGUUCCUGUCACUUUCUGCUUUUUUAUGGGGUAGGAUGUGAUAUCCCUUCUAGUGGAAAUACCAGUCAAAUGUCCAUGGAUCAUGAAGAGUUACUCCGUACUCCUGGGGCCUCUCUCCGGAAAGGAAAAGGGAACUCCUCUAUGGAUAGUACAGCAGGAUGCAGUGGAACCCCACCAAUUUGUCGACAAGCCCAGACCAAACUGGAAGUGGCCUUGUACAUGUUUCUUUGGAACCCUGACACUGAAGCUGUUCUGGUUGCCAUGUCUUGUUUUCGCCAUCUCUGCGAGGAAGCAGAUAUCCGGUGUGGUGUGGAUGAAGUGUCAGUGCAUAACCUCUUGCCCAACUAUAACACAUUCAUGGAGUUUUCCUCUGUCAGCAAUAUGAUGUCAACAGGAAGAGCAGCACUUCAGAAAAGAGUAAUGGCACUACUGAGGCGCAUUGAGCAUCCCACUGCAGGAAACACUGAGGCUUGGGAAGAUACACAUGCAAAAUGGGAACAAGCAACAAAACUAAUACUUAACUAUCCAAAAGCCAAAAUGGAAGAUGGCCAGGCUGCUGAAAGCCUUCACAAGACCAUUGUUAAGAGGCGAAUGUCCCAUGUGAGUGGAGGAGGAUCCAUAGAUUUGUCUGACACAGACUCCCUACAGGAAUGGAUCAACAUGACUGGCUUCCUUUGUGCCCUUGGGGGAGUGUGCCUCCAGCAGAGAAGCAAUUCUGGCCUGGCAACCUAUAGCCCACCCAUGGGCCCAGUCAGUGAACGUAAGGGUUCCAUGAUUUCAGUGAUGUCCUCAGAGGGAAACACAGAUACACCUGUCAGCAAAUUUAUGGAUCGGCUGUUGUCCUUGAUGGUGUGUAACCAUGAGAAAGUGGGUCUUCAGAUACGGACCAAUGUUAAGGAUCUGGUGGGCCUAGAAUUGAGUCCUGCUCUUUAUCCAAUGCUAUUUAACAAAUUGAAGAAUACCAUCAGCAAGUUUUUUGACGCCCAAGGACAGGUUUUAUUGACUGAUACCAAUACUCAAUUUGUAGAGCAAACCAUAGCUAUAAUGAAGAACUUGCUAGAUAAUCAUACUGAAGGCAGCUCUGAACAUCUAGGGCAAGCUAGCAUUGAAACAAUGAUGUUAAAUCUGGUCAGAUAUGUUCGUGUGCUUGGGAAUAUGGUCCAUGCAAUUCAAAUAAAAACGAAACUGUGUCAGUUAGUUGAAGUAAUGAUGGCAAGGAGAGAUGACCUCUCAUUUUGCCAAGAGAUGAAAUUUAGGAAUAAGAUGGUAGAAUACCUGACAGAUUGGGUUAUGGGAACAUCAAACCAAGCAGCAGAUGAUGAUGUAAAAUGUCUUACAAGAGAUUUGGACCAGGCAAGCAUGGAAGCAGUAGUUUCACUUCUAGCUGGUCUCCCACUGCAGCCUGAGGAAGGAGACGGUGUGGAAUUAAUGGAAGCCAAAUCACAGUUAUUUCUUAAAUACUUCACAUUAUUUAUGAACCUUUUGAAUGACUGCAGUGAAGUUGAAGAUGAAAAUGCACAAACAGGUGGCAGGAAACGUGGCAUGUCUCGGAGGCUGGCAUCACUGAGGCAUUGUACAGUCCUUGCAAUGUCAAAUUUACUCAAUGCCAAUGUAGACAGUGGUCUCAUGCACUCCAUAGGUUUAGGUUACCACAAGGAUCUUCAGACAAGAGCUACGUUUAUGGAAGUUCUGACAAAAAUCCUUCAACAAGGCACAGAAUUUGACACACUUGCAGAAACAGUAUUAGCUGAUCGGUUUGAGAGAUUGGUGGAACUGGUCACAAUGAUGGGUGAUCAAGGAGAGCUCCCUAUAGCUAUGGCUCUGGCCAAUGUGGUUCCUUGUUCUCAGUGGGAUGAACUAGCUCGAGUUCUGGUUACUCUGUUUGAUUCUCGGCAUUUACUCUACCAGCUGCUCUGGAACAUGUUUUCUAAAGAGGUAGAAUUGGCAGACUCCAUGCAGACUCUCUUCCGAGGCAACAGCUUGGCCAGUAAAAUAAUGACGUUCUGUUUCAAGGUAUAUGGUGCUACCUAUCUACAAAAACUCCUGGAUCCUUUAUUACGAAUUGUGAUCACAUCCUCUGAUUGGCAACAUGUUAGCUUUGAAGUGGAUCCUACCAGGUUAGAACCAUCAGAGAGCCUUGAGGAAAACCAGCGAAACCUCCUUCAGAUGACUGAAAAGUUCUUCCAUGCCAUCAUCAGUUCCUCCUCAGAAUUCCCCCCUCAACUUCGAAGUGUGUGCCACUGUUUAUACCAGGCAACUUGCCACUCCCUACUGAAUAAAGCUACAGUAAAAGAAAAAAAGGAAAACAAAAAAUCAGUGGUUAGCCAACGUUUCCCUCAGAACAGCAUUGGUGCAGUAGGAAGUGCCAUGUUCCUCAGAUUUAUCAAUCCUGCCAUUGUCUCACCGUAUGAAGCAGGGAUUUUAGAUAAAAAGCCACCACCUAGAAUCGAAAGGGGCUUGAAGUUAAUGUCAAAGAUACUUCAGAGUAUAGCCAAUCAUGUUCUCUUCACCAAAGAAGAGCACAUGCGGCCUUUCAAUGAUUUUGUGAAAAGCAACUUUGAUGCAGCACGAAGGUUUUUCCUUGAUAUAGCAUCUGAUUGUCCUACAAGUGAUGCAGUAAAUCAUAGUCUUUCCUUCAUCAGUGAUGGCAAUGUGCUUGCUUUACAUCGUCUACUUUGGAACAAUCAGGAGAAAAUUGGCCAGUAUCUUUCCAGCAACAGGGAUCAUAAAGCUGUUGGAAGACGACCUUUUGAUAAGAUGGCAACACUUCUUGCAUACCUGGGUCCUCCAGAGCACAAACCUGUGGCAGAUACACACUGGUCCAGCCUUAACCUUACCAGUUCAAAGUUUGAGGAAUUUAUGACUAGGCAUCAGGUACAUGAAAAAGAAGAGUUCAAGGCUUUGAAAACGUUAAGUAUUUUCUACCAAGCUGGGACUUCCAAAGCUGGGAAUCCUAUUUUUUAUUAUGUUGCACGGAGGUUCAAAACUGGUCAAAUCAAUGGUGAUUUGCUGAUAUACCACGUCUUACUGACUUUAAAGCCAUAUUAUGCAAAGCCAUAUGAAAUUGUAGUAGACCUUACCCAUACCGGGCCUAGCAAUCGCUUUAAAACAGACUUUCUUUCUAAGUGGUUUGUUGUUUUUCCUGGCUUUGCUUACGACAAUGUCUCCGCAGUCUAUGUCUAUAACUGUAACUCCUGGGUCAGGGAGUAUACCAAGUAUCAUGAGCGGCUGCUGACUGGCCUCAAAGGUAGCAAAAGGCUUGUUUUUAUAGACUGUCCUGGGAAACUGGCUGAGCACAUAGAACAUGAACAACAGAAACUACCUGCUGCCACCUUGGCUUUAGAAGAGGACCUGAAGGUAUUCCACAAUGCUCUCAAGCUAGCUCACAAAGACACCAAAGUUUCUAUUAAAGUUGGUUCUACUGCUGUCCAAGUAACCUCAGCAGAGCGAACAAAAGUCCUAGGACAAUCAGUCUUUCUAAAUGAUAUCUAUUAUGCUUCGGAAAUUGAAGAAAUCUGCCUAGUAGAUGAGAACCAGUUCACCUUAACCAUUGCAAACCAGGGCACACCGCUCACCUUCAUGCACCAGGAGUGUGAAGCCAUUGUCCAGUCUAUCAUUCAUAUCCGUACCCGCUGGGAACUGUCACAGCCCGACUCUAUCCCCCAACACACCAAGAUUCGGCCAAAAGAUGUCCCUGGGACACUGCUCAAUAUUGCAUUACUUAAUUUAGGCAGUUCUGACCCAAGUUUACGGUCAGCUGCCUAUAAUCUUCUGUGUGCCUUAACUUGUACCUUUAAUUUAAAAAUCGAGGGCCAGUUACUAGAGACAUCAGGUUUAUGUAUCCCUGCCAACAAUACCCUCUUUAUUGUCUCUAUUAGUAAGACACUGGCAGCCAAUGAGCCACACCUCACAUUAGAGUUUUUGGAAGAGUGUAUUUCUGGAUUUAGCAAAUCUAGUAUUGAAUUGAAACACCUUUGUCUGGAAUACAUGACUCCAUGGCUGUCAAAUCUAGUUCGUUUUUGCAAGCAUAAUGAUGAUGCGAAACGACAAAGAGUUACUGCUAUUCUUGACAAGCUGAUAACAAUGACCAUAAAUGAAAAACAGAUGUACCCAUCUAUUCAAGCAAAAAUAUGGGGAAGCCUCGGGCAGAUUACAGAUCUGCUUGAUGUUGUACUAGACAGUUUCAUCAAAACCAGUGCAACAGGUGGCUUGGGAUCAAUUAAAGCUGAGGUGAUGGCAGAUACUGCUGUAGCUUUGGCUUCUGGAAAUGUGAAAUUGGUUUCAAGCAAGGUUAUUGGAAGGAUGUGCAAAAUAAUUGACAAGACAUGCUUAUCUCCAACUCCUACUUUAGAACAACAUCUCAUGUGGGAUGAUAUUGCUAUUUUAGCACGCUACAUGCUGAUGCUGUCCUUCAACAAUUCCCUUGAUGUGGCAGCUCAUCUUCCCUACCUCUUCCACGUUGUUACUUUCUUAGUAGCCACAGGUCCACUCUCCCUUAGAGCUUCCACACAUGGACUGGUCAUUAAUAUCAUUCACUCUCUGUGUACUUGUUCACAGCUUCAUUUCAGUGAAGAGACCAAGCAAGUUUUGAGACUCAGUCUGACAGAGUUCUCAUUACCCAAGUUUUACUUGCUGUUUGGUAUUAGCAAAGUCAAAUCAGCUGCUGUCAUUGCCUUCCGUUCCAGUUACCGGGACAGGUCAUUUUCUCCUGGCUCCUAUGAGAGGGAGACUUUUGCUUUGACAUCCUUGGAAACAGUCACAGAAGCUUUGUUGGAGAUCAUGGAGGCAUGCAUGAGAGAUAUUCCAACAUGCAAGUGGCUGGACCAGUGGACAGAACUAGCUCAAAGAUUUGCAUUCCAAUAUAAUCCAUCCCUGCAACCAAGAGCUCUUGUUGUCUUUGGCUGUAUUAGCAAACGAGUGUCUCAUGGGCAGAUAAAGCAGAUUAUCCGUAUUCUUAGCAAGGCACUUGAAAGUUGCUUAAAAGGACCCGAUACUUACAACAGUCAAGUUCUGAUAGAAGCUACAGUAAUAGCACUGACCAAAUUACAGCCACUUCUUAAUAAGGACUCCCCUCUGCACAAAGCCCUUUUUUGGGUAGCUGUGGCUGUGCUGCAGCUUGAUGAGGUCAACUUGUAUUCAGCAGGCACUGCACUUCUUGAACAAAACCUGCAUACUUUAGAUAGUCUCCGGAUAUUCAAUGACAAGAGUCCAGAGGAAGUGUUUAUGGCAAUCCGGAAUCCUCUGGAGUGGCACUGCAAGCAAAUGGAUCAUUUUGUUGGACUCAAUUUCAACUCUAACUUUAACUUUGCUCUGGUUGGACACCUUUUAAAAGGGUACAGACAUCCUUCACCUGCCAUUGUUGCAAGAACAGUCAGAAUUUUACAUACACUACUAACUCUGGUUAACAAACACAGAAAUUGUGACAAAUUUGAAGUGAAUACACAGAGCGUGGCCUACUUAGCAGCUUUGCUCACAGUGUCUGAAGAAGUUCGAAGUCGCUGCAGCCUAAAACAUAGAAAGUCACUUCUUCUUACUGAUAUUUCAAUGGAAAAUGUUCCUAUGGAUACAUAUCCCAUUCAUCAUGGUGACCCUACCUAUAGGACACUAAAGGAGAAUCAGCCAUGGUCCUCUCCCAAAGGUUCUGAAGGGUAUCUUGCAGCCACCUAUCCAACUGUUGGCCAGACCAGUCCCCGAGCCAGGAAAUCCAUGAGCUUGGACAUGGGGCAGCCUUCUCAGGCCAACACUAAGAAGUUGCUUGGAACAAGGAAGAGUUUUGAUCACUUAAUAUCAGACACAAAGGCUCCUAAAAGGCAAGAAAUGGAAUCGGGGAUCACCACACCCCCCAAAAUGAGGAGGGUAGCAGAAACUGAUUAUGAAAUGGAAACUCAGAGGAUUUCCUCAUCACAACAGCACCCACAUUUACGUAAGGUUUCAGUGUCCGAAUCAAAUGUUCUCUUGGAUGAAGAAGUACUUACUGAUCCGAAGAUCCAAGCGCUGCUUCUUACUGUUCUAGCUACACUGGUAAAAUACACCACAGAUGAGUUUGAUCAACGAAUUCUUUAUGAAUACUUAGCAGAAGCCAGUGUUGUGUUUCCCAAAGUCUUUCCUGUUGUGCAUAAUUUGUUGGACUCUAAGAUCAACACCCUGUUAUCAUUGUGCCAAGAUCCAAAUUUGUUAAAUCCGAUCCAUGGAAUUGUGCAGAGUGUGGUAUACCAUGAAGAAUCCCCACCACAAUACCAAACAUCUUACCUGCAAAGUUUUGGUUUUAAUGGCUUGUGGCGGUUUGCAGGACCCUUUUCAAAGCAAACACAAAUUCCAGACUAUGCUGAACUUAUUGUUAAGUUUCUUGAUGCCUUGAUUGACACGUACCUGCCUGGAAUUGAUGAAGAAACCAGUGAAGAAUCCCUCCUGACACCCACAUCUCCUUACCCUCCUGCAUUGCAGAGCCAGCUUAGUAUCACUGCCAACCUUAACCUCUCUAAUUCCAUGACCUCACUUGCAACUUCCCAGCAUUCCCCAGCUUCUCUGCCUUGCUCUAAAUCAGCAGUUUUCAUGCAGCUGUUCCCUCAUCAAGGAAUCGACAAGGAGAAUAUUGAACUCUCCCCUACCACUGGCCAUUGUAACAGUGGACGAACUCGCCACGGAUCCGCAAGCCAAGUGCAGAAGCAAAGAAGCGCUGGCAGUUUCAAACGUAAUAGCAUUAAGAAGAUCGUGUGAAGCUAGCUUGCUUUCUUUUUUUAAAUCAACUUAACAUGGGCUCUUCACUAGUGACCCCUUCCCUGGCCUUGCCCCAUCCCCCCAUGUUGUAAUGCUGCACUUCCUGUUUUAUAAUGAACCCAUCCGGUUUGCCAUGUUGCCAGAUGAUCAACUUUGGAAGCAUUGCCUAAAUUUAAUGCUGCCUUUUCUUUAACUUUUUUUUCUUCUACUUUUGGCGCGUAUCUGGUAUGUGUAAGUGUUCAGAACAACUGCAAAGAAAAUGGGAGGUCAGUAAACUUUAACUGAGAACAUCUCAAUUGUAAGAGAGGAUGAAUUCUUUUCUUUUUUUUUUUUUUUUUUUGAGACGGAGUUUUGCUCUUGUUACCCAGGCUGGAGUGCAAUGGCGCAAUCUCAGCUCACCGCAACCUCCACCUCCUGGGUUCAGGCAAUUCUCCCUUAGCCUCCUGAGUAGCUGGGAUUACAGGCACGCGUCCCCAUGCCCAGCUAAUUUUUUUUGUAUUUUUAGUAGAGACGGGGUUUCACCAUGUUGACCAGGAUGGUCUCGAUCUGUUGACCUCGUGAUCCACCCGCCUUGGCCUCCCAAAGUGCUGGGAUUACAGGCUUGAGCCACCGCGCCCGGCCAGAGAGGAUGAAUUCUUGAAUACUGCUACUACUGGCCAGCGAUGAAAGCCAUUUGCACAGAGCUCUGUCUUCUGUGGUUUUCCCUUCUUCAUCCUACAGAGUAAAGUGUUAGUCCUAUUUAAUACACUUUUCAAGAUAGAAGUUUAUGAGAGAAAUAAUAUUAUAACCCCAGUAUGUUUAAUCUUUUAGCUGUGGCCUUUUUUCUAACCUUACAAAACCAAACCAACCAUAGAGGUCAAGCCUCAGUGACUUGAUACCAUAAAGCCACAGACAAGGUACUUGGCGGGGGGUGGGAGGGUGGAAUUUCAUAUUUUAUAGUGGAUUCUUAAGAAAUACUAACACUUGAGUAUUAGCAAUAAUUACAGGAAAAUAAGUGUGACCAUAUAUAUCUUAACAUUACUGAAUUAAAACUAUGGCUUCUAAGUCCUUAUCCAAACUCAGUCAUCCAAACUAGCUUAUUUGUUUCUCCAGUUGAUUAUCUUUUAAUUUUUAAUUUUGCUAAAGGUGAUUUUUUGUGUGUUUUGCUUUUUGUAAACCAAAACUAUACUAAGUAUAGUAAUUAUAUAUACAUAUAUAUACAUAUAUAUGUGUGUGUGUGUGUGUGUGUGUGUGUAUAUAUAUAUAUAUAUAUGUAUAUUUUUUCCUCUUCCUCUUCUUUCCUAAAUAAUGCUGAGCAGGGUAAUCAGUGAACAAAGUAUUGAAAAUUGUUCCCAGAAAGUAAUUUUCAUAGAUGUUUGCAUUAGCUCCAUAGCAAAAUGGAAUGGUACGUGACAUUUAGGGUAGCUGAUAUUUUUAUUUUGUUAAAUAAUUUCCAAGAAUAGAGUAUGGUGUAUAUUAUCAUAAAUUUCUUUGAUAAGAUGUAUUUUGAAUGUCUUUUAAUUUUCCUCCUCCCCUCCAAAAAAUCAGAAACCUUUUAAGAAAACAGUGCUAGAAUUGCAUUUAAUCACUGUGAAAAGACUGGUCAGCCUGCAUUAGUAUGACAAUAGGGGGGCCAUUAGAGUUGCUGCUAUACUGGUGGUAUGGAUUAUCAUGGCAUUGGAAUUUUCAUAGUAAUGCAGAUCCAAUUUCUUUGUGGUACCUGCAGUGUACAAAAUAAUUUGUCUUCAGUGAGCAUAUUGGUAGCUGGAUGUUCCAAUAUAGAACCAAACCAUAUUUAUUACAAAAAGGUAUUAAUCCCAGGUUCCCUUUAUAUGUUAAGAUAUAAUGGCUUUGGGAGGGGAAAAAAGAAAUCUAGGUGAGAGGGGAGUUUCCUGUAGUGCUCUUCAUUAGAGAAUUUCAGUAAAUUAAAUUCCACAGCUAAUUCAAUAAAUAAUGGUACAUUUAAGUGUUCUGAUUUUAAUAAUAUAACACAUUUCAUAUUUAUCCACACAGUAACAAUGUAAUAUGUUAAUGUAAAUAAAAUUGUUUUUGAUACUCAGAAAUAACAAGAAUUUAAUUUUUUUUAUUUGUUUAUAGUCCUGGGAAAAGUAAGAAUUAUUUGCCAAAAUAAAAGGAAAGAAGACCUUAACAUUAUUAGUGACUUUAACAUAGAAUUGUUGGAAAUAUUGAAGAUGGGUGCAAUUUACUAAACUUUUUAACUAUUGUAGAGGCUGCAUUAGAAGAAAAUGUUUGUAAUAACAGAGCAACUAAAACUAUAAAGAAGCUAAAAUUAGAACUGAGUUUAGAAUUAGAUCAGUAACCCAGUGCCAAGGAUGCCAAGCUGCCACCGUGGUCUUGGCUCUCCCACAACCCAGUGUUUCUGGGGUAAGUUUCAAGUUUCUAGGCCGUGGAGUAGCAGGCAAUGUAAGCCUUUAAUAACUUUAGUUCAAUGUUUUUCUUCUUUUUUUUUUUUUUUUUUUGGUUGUUGGUUUGGUGCAUAUGAUGGGGGUGUUAAUGCUAUUUUGCUUUUCCCAUCAAAAUAGAGAAACUUCCAGAGGUUUACUGUUAAAAAUAUUGAUCUUUGUAUAAACAAGUUUACCAAGGUGUAGUAUUUCAUUCCUCCUGAAAUGAUCAGCGUUGCACAAAUCAAAAGUGAGCCACCUUUGAACUGCAAAAAUACUUUUGACUAGUACAUCCUAGGAAUUUGAAAACUUACUAAAGUUUAAAAUUUACCUUGUUUAAAGACUUCUGAGGAAAAUCUAGCUUUCCAAGUAACUGAAAUGUACGUGAGAUAGACCUCUCACCACUAUGUGUUCCCUGAGAAAUGCAGCACUUUUUUAGUCUUCAUUCUUUGUAAUCUAUCAAUGAAAUUCUGAAGUUUAGAGCAAGUUGCCCAUUUUUGUGUAAUUGACAUAAGUUCUGUUAAGAAUAUUAUAAGUAAUUCAUCAUCAGUUUGUGGUUGUUUCCCUGACUUUUUAAAGAGGAAAACAGGAACUCAGUCAUGUUUUUGUCCUACAUAAUCUACCCGUUAUGCCAGUACUCCCAUUCCAGCACCGUGCCCUUAGUUGCCGAGAUGGAGAUGCAGUUCACUAGCUUUGGGGCAAAGUGGCUAGAGCUCUGUCUUCUGUUCACUCAACACCUGUCCAUGACUGAGCCAGGUGCCCAGGACACAUCCUGAACAGUCAGCUUCUAUCCUGUGUCCUAGUUGGGGAGACAGAGUGUCAGCCAGCAGCACUCCCAAGUUUGUAGGUUUUAGGAGUUUUCAGUUUGUUUGGGCUUUUUGUUUUUUGGUUUUGUUUCUACAUCCUCCCCAACUCCCAGGCAUAAUGAGGCAUGUCUUACUCAAUGUUAUGCAAUGGAUUUAGACAAAAAUUCAUUCUUAGUGUCAGCCACACAAUUUUUUUUUAAUGCAGUAUAUUCACCUGUAAAUAGUUUGUGUAAAAUUUGACAGAAAAGUAUAUUUACUACACUGUAAAUACAUGUGAUGAUAUAUUGUAUUAUUUUGCUUUUUUGUAAAGCAGUUAGUUGCUGCACAUGGAUAACAACAAAAAUUUGAUUAUUCUCGUGUUAGUAUUGUUAACUUCUUCUUGCGACUGGGUUACAUCAUUUAAAGAAAAUGCUGUGUAUUGUAAACUUACAUUGUAUAUGAUAACUUACUCUUCUUUCCAUCGGGCCUAAACUUUGACAGUUCCUUUGUCUCCAACCUUGUUAAUACUGUAAGCAGUUGUACCCCAGCAGGAAAAAUACUGCCCAGCAGACAAAAUCGAUCAUUGUAGGAGAAAAUCAUAGAAAUCCAUUUCAGAUCUUUAUUGUUCCUCACCCCAUUUUCCUCCUUGUGUAUGUACUCCCCACCCCCCUUUUUUUAAGUAAAAUGUAAAUUCAAUCUGCUCUAA
Messenger RNA from Callithrix jacchus (white-tufted-ear marmoset), 12596 nucleotides. RefSeq names its product neurofibromin 1 (gene NF1). Gene Ontology annotation, biological process: regulation of GTPase activity. NCBI's taxonomy places the organism in Eukaryota, Metazoa, Chordata, Mammalia, Primates, Cebidae. The record is from RefSeq and is a predicted model, not a curated record.